UCCCCUUGCAAAAUGACGUGUCAAGCCUAACUUCCGCCUAUGUGUUAUUAGUAUAGCUGGAAGAAGUUGCUUCAUAAAUUUUUAACGAUUUGGGUAAUUAUAGAAACCUUAAAUUACUAUAGAGUCUAGAAAUAUAAAAGCCAGGAUUACGUAGUGUAAGCAACACUAUGGCUACAUAUCAAGAAUUCAUUCAGCAGAAUGAAGACAGAGAUGGCAUUCGCUUCAGUUGGAAUGUUUGGCCUUCAAGCCGUCUGGAGGCAACUAGGAUGGUUGUGCCCCUUGGGGCUAUUUUUACACCCCUGAAAGAAAGAGCUGAUCUACCGCCCAUCCAAUAUGACCCAGUUCUCUGUACUCGAACAACUUGUCGCGCUAUUCUAAAUCCAUUUUGUCAAAUUGAUUACAGAGCUAAGAUGUGGACCUGUAACUUCUGCUACCAAAGAAACCCUUUUCCACCCCAGUACACAGCUAUUUCAGAGCAGCAUCAACCAGCUGAAAUCAUACCACAGUUUUCAACUUUAGAAUAUACCAUUACUAGAGCUACUUGCCACCCUCCAAUAUUUCUACUGGUUGUUGAUACUUGCUUUCCAGAAGAUGAAGAUUUGCAAGGACUGAAGGAAUCACUUCAAAUGUCUCUAAGUUUACUGCCCCCGAAUGCCCUGAUUGGUCUCAUCACUUAUGGCAAAAUGGUACAAGUUCACGAGCUUGGAAGUGAAGGAGUUUCCAAAUCAUAUGUCUUCAGGGGCACUAAGGAGCUGACAGCUAAACAAAUUCAGGAGAUGCUUGGUAUUGGCCGUGGUGCCCAGGCUCAACCCCAGCAGCAGCAGAGAGGUGGAGCACCGGGGAACCAGCAGCAUCCGCAGCUUCCAUCAAACAGAUUCUUGCAGCCUGUCCAUAAGUGUGACAUGAGCCUGACAGAUCUACUUGGUGAGCUCCAGCGUGACCCUUGGCCAGUUGCCCAGGGCAAAAGGCCAUUACGUUCUGUUGGGGCUGCCCUCUCCAUUGCUGUUGGAUUGCUAGAGUGUACUUUUCCAAAUACUGGUGCUCGUAUUAUGCUGUUUAUGGGAGGACCAUGUACCCAGGGUCCUGGCAUGGUCGUAGACGAUGAGCUCAAGCACCCAAUCAGAUCCCAUCAUGAUAUUGAAAAAGAUAAUUGUAAAUACAUGAAGAAGGCAAUGAAGCAUUAUGAAUCACUAGCUAACAGAGCUGCAGCCAAUGGUCAUGUUAUAGACAUUUAUGCCUGCGCCCUUGAUCAAACGGGUCUUCAUGAAAUGAAGUUCUGUCCGACAUAUACUGGUGGCCACAUGGUGAUGGGAGACUCUUUUAACACUUCCUUGUUCAAGCAGACAUUCCAGAGAGUGUUUGCCAAGGACCAGAAGUCAGAGUUCAAGAUGGCAUUUGGUGCUACAUUAGAGAUCAAAACUUCCAGAGAAUUAAAAGUUUCAGGAGCUAUAGGCCCUUGUGUGUCUCUAGCAGUAAAAGGUCCAUCAGUUUCUGAUACAGAGAUAGGUCUUGGAGGAACUUGUCAAUGGAAGCUUUGUGGGCUCUAUCCUAACACAUCUUUAGCUGUUUGCUUUGAAGUUGUCAAUCAGCACAAUGCACCCAUACCUCAGGGAGGUCGGGGUUACAUUCAGUUUAUUACACAAUAUCAGCACUCAAGUGGAGAGAGAAGAGUUCGUGUAUCAACAGUUGCUAGGAGCUGGGCUGAUGCCAGUGCAAACAUUCAACACAUUUCUGCUGGGUUUGACCAGGAAGCUGCUGCAGUGAUGAUGGCAAGGAUAGCUGUGUAUAGAGCAGAAACAGAUGAUGGUCCAGAUGUCCUUAGAUGGCUUGAUAGAAUGCUCAUUCGAUUGUGCCAGAAGUUUGGAGACUACAAUAAAGAUGACCCGAACUCUUUCAGGUUCACUGAGAACUUUUCAUUGUACCCGCAAUUUAUGUUUCAUCUUAGAAGAUCACAGUUUUUGCAAGUGUUUAAUAACAGCCCUGAUGAAACAUCAUAUUAUAGGCAUAUGUUGAAUGUUGAAGAUCUGACACAAUCAUUAAUCAUGAUACAGCCAAUACUUUAUUCUUAUUCGUUUCAUGGACCACCAGAACCAGUCUUACUGGACAGCAGCAGUCUUCAAGCAGAUAAAAUUUUACUUAUGGAUACAUUUUUCCAUAUUUUAAUUUAUCAUGGAGAGACUAUAGCUCAGUGGAAAUCUCAAGGGUACCAUGAGAUGCCAGAGUAUGAGAACCUGAAACAGCUGCUGCAGGCUCCUUUAGAUGAUGCCCAGGAGAUAUUACAGACUAGGUUCCCAAUGCCCAGAUAUAUAGUCACAGAGGCUGGGGCUUCACAGGCUAGAUUCCUUCUAUCUAAAGUGAAUCCAUCACAAACACAUAACAACAUGUAUGGCUUCGGUGGACAGCUAAUCAUGAGUGGUGGCCCUGGACAUGAGACUGGACAGGAAGGCUCUGUUCCAGUUUUGACGGAUGAUGUCAGCCUCCAAGUUUUCAUGGACCACCUUAAGAAACUGGCUGUAUCCAGUUCUUCCUGAAAUGAGUCGAUCCCUCUAGUUGCCCAUAACCUUCCUGCACCAGUUUUGGCACCAGUCAAGCAUGAAAUAGAACUAAGAGCCCGUGCAGUAACUCUGAUAUAAAAUUAGGGCUUUAAGUUGUUUUUUUGUUCAAUUCAAACAUUAUUUUUAAAAUGGGUUUUAAAAUUUUAAAAAAAAAAGGACACAAAAAAAGUUUAUGAACCAACUGGCCAUUAAAGUCUUUUUAAUUAUUUUUUUCCUUGUAUACAUCUUUAUUUAUUUAUUUUGUUUCUGUUGGGUAAAAUUUGGAUGGAAAUUUAUUUUUUGUGUGUGAUAUCAAACUAAAGUUUGUUAAUGGAAUGUUUUUAGAAGAAAUGUGAUACAUGACGGGAUGGCUGGGUUUAUUGAUGAUCAAACUUGUGCAUUGAUCAUUUUGUAUUAAUUAUUGACUAACAUCCAUUUGACUUUUGUUAACAAUUCUCAUUUUGUAUAUGUUCUAGGCUGAGAUUUAGUUUGUCAAAUAUUUUUUGUUGUUGAGUAUAAUAUUAAGUUGAAUCAGGAUUUGAUUUUGAAGGAAUGAUUUUGCAUCAUAAAAAUCUUUCAUCUGACAUCUUUAAAUGUUUUCUUGAGACAGCGAUGGGAGUUAGAGGGAUCCUAGUUUGUAUACCAUACUGUCUAGCCUUUCUUAGCCCGCUCCUUCAAUCUUAGUGGUUGGAUUGCAAUGGAACUUCAAACUUUAUCAUUGUAUAGGAGGGGGGGCUAAGCUAGUCUAGAUUAAACUUAUAGUAGACGUUCAUUAGUUUCUUUGCAUGCAAAAAAAGUUUCUCGCCCUUAGUGCUAUGUAAACAUCAUCUGGUUUGUUAUCAAUAAUUUAUUCAUACAUUAAAAACAUUUUGUAAUAACACUGACAUGUCCAGGCAAGAAAACCUGAGUGAUCUCCCCUCUCACUGUAACAUUAGUUUUAGAACCUAGUCAUGAGCCAUCUGUCUGGCGCCAUUUUGUAAAUGAAACAUUUAGAAUGACAUUCUACACAAUUUACACACUAUUCAAUAAAUUGUAUGUUAUUAUUAUGCCUGCUAAA
This is a messenger RNA of Biomphalaria glabrata, 3591 nucleotides long. RefSeq names its product protein transport protein Sec23A-like. Gene Ontology annotation, cellular component: COPII vesicle coat; endoplasmic reticulum exit site. Gene Ontology annotation, molecular function: GTPase activator activity; zinc ion binding. The record is from RefSeq and is a predicted model, not a curated record. The coding region runs from base 168 to 2531 and encodes 787 amino acids. Gene Ontology annotation, biological process: COPII-coated vesicle cargo loading; intracellular protein transport; endoplasmic reticulum to Golgi vesicle-mediated transport. Lineage: Eukaryota; Metazoa; Mollusca; Gastropoda; Planorbidae. The transcript is spliced from 21 exons.